Molecule: messenger RNA, 465 nt
Organism: Monoraphidium neglectum
Lineage: Eukaryota; Viridiplantae; Chlorophyta; Chlorophyceae; Sphaeropleales; Selenastraceae
Product: Translational activator GCN1
Exons: 5
Coding region: 1-465 (154 amino acids)
Biological process (GO): regulation of translation; cellular response to amino acid starvation
Cellular component (GO): cytosol
Molecular function (GO): protein binding; protein kinase regulator activity
Source: RefSeq, a predicted model, not a curated record
AUGCUGGCGUCGGCCAAGGCGCGCAACGCCUUUGUCAGGGAGGGACACCUCACGCUCUUCAGGUACCUCCCCCUGACCAUGGAGGCCGCCUUCAUGACUCACCUGGGGGAGGUGCUGCCCGCCAUCCUGGACGGCCUCAGCGACGAGUCGGAGGGCGUGAGGGACGCGGCGCUCGCGGCGGCGCGCGCGUUCGUGGAGAUCUACGCAAAGAGCUGCCUGCCGCUGCUGCUGCCCGCUGUCGAGGCGGGCCUGAGCCACGAGGCGUGGCGCAUCAGGCAGGCGUCGGUGGAGCUGUGCGGGGAGCUGCUGUUCAAGGUGGCGGGCACCACGGGCCGCGUGAAGGUCGACGGCGGCAGCGACGACGAGGGCGCCGCGUCGGAGGCGCACGGCCAGGCCAUCCUGCAGGCCCUGGGACGGCAGCGCAGGGACGAGCCAAAACCCUGGCCCCCCACCCCCACCCCCUAA